Molecule: messenger RNA, 6825 nt
Organism: Silurus meridionalis
Lineage: Eukaryota; Metazoa; Chordata; Actinopteri; Siluriformes; Siluridae
Gene: hdac5
Product: histone deacetylase 5
Biological process (GO): chromatin organization; negative regulation of transcription by RNA polymerase II
Cellular component (GO): histone deacetylase complex
Molecular function (GO): histone deacetylase activity
Source: RefSeq, a predicted model, not a curated record
CAAUCGCUCUCUCACCACACACACACACACACACACACACACACACACACACACACACACACAGCAAGGGGAAGGUGUGGGCACCAAACUGAAAGACCGGAGGACAGAGGACAGAAAACCGAGGCUGAACAGCUCAACUGGUGUGUAAUAGACUGGAUCAAGACGAAAGAUUGAUACCGUCCCCCUCUCUCUCUCGCUCUCUCUCUCUCUCUCCCACCCUUCACUCUUCUUUCUCUCUCUUUCACCCUUUCAUUUUCUCUCCGGAGGCAUGCAGCUGACAUGAACGACAGAGCAGGACUCUCGUCCGGAUCGUACGAGGCAUGGUGUGGGUUCAUGCUCAGCGACAUGAUGCGAUCGAGUCCCACUUUAUUCGCACUCACGCGAUCAUGGGACUAGCGGACGUCCUGACCGAACUCUGCGCUCUCUCUGUUUCAAUUUAACGACUAAAAGAAGGCGCUGGAAAAUCUGGUCCUUUUUUCCCCAGCUGAAGCACUUUGAUGCUGAUUCGGGUCCCGGACUUGUUUUUUUUUUUGUUGUUUUUUGCGCGACUAGUCCCUCAGCGUAUCCGGUCACUAGUGGGCGGUGCCGCUGCCCGGCAUGCUUUUGAAGCCGACCGUGCCGGGGCUGUGCGCCAUGUUGCAGACCAUCUACGAGACUGAAUCCUGUUUCUCUUCAGACAGCACGUCCGGAACGAACAUGCCCAGCACAGUGGUGGAGGUGAAGAGCUCGCUGCCCUCGGGCAUGCAGAGUCCGGUGGCUGGAGGUGUCGGUGAACAGGGUGGAGGUGGUGGAGGAGGAGGAGGAGGAGGUAGUGGUGGUGGUGGCGGCAGUGGCGGUGGUGGAGGAGGAAGCGCAGGAGGUGGAGGAGGUCCGGUGGACUUGCGAACGGAUCCUCGUCUGAGCGCUCUGAGCGUGAUGGACCCGGCGCUGAGGGAACAGCAGCUCCAGCAUGAACUUCUCCUCCUCAAGCAGCAGCAGGAGCUCCAGAAGCAGCUGCUGUUUGCCGAGUUCCAGAAGCAGCACGAGGUGCUGACACGACAGCAUGAGGUCCAGCUGCAGGAGCACCUCAAGCAGCAGCAGGAGUUGUUGGCAGCGAAGCGUCAGCAGGAGUUGGAGCAGAAAAGAAAGUUGGAGCAGCAGAGGCACGAGGAGAUGGAGAAACAGAGGCUGGAGCAGCAGCUCAUAAUGCUGAGGAACAAGGAGAAGGGCAAAGAGAGUGCUAUUGCCAGCACCGAAGUCAAACUGAAGCUCCAGGAGUUCCUGCUGAGCAAAAAGGAACCCCUGUCUGGUGGGCUCAACCAUUCCUUCCCACAGAAGUGCUGGGGCGCUCACCAUACGUCCAUAGACCAGAGCUCCCCACCACAAAGCAACACCCCCGGCACACCCCCUUCGUACAAACUGCCCUCCUUAUUAGGAUCCUAUGAGGGCAAAGACGACUUCCCGCUUCGCAAGACAGCAUCGGAGCCCACUAAGGUCCGUUCACGGUUAAAACAGAAGGUAGCUGAGAGGAGGAGUAGUCCUCUACUCCGCCGUAAAGACGGCACCGUCAUCAGCACCUUCAAAAAGAGAGCCAUAGAGAUCUCGGUGUCCUCCAUGUGCAGCAGCGCCCCCGGCUCAGGCCCCAGCUCCCCCAACAGCUCCAACAGCGCCAUCGCCGAAAAUGGCUCCAGCGGCUCUGUCCCAAAUAUCCACGCUGAGCUGCGUUCCCUCCACCAGUCCCUAAACGCAGACGGAGCGGUGAGCCCCCUGAGCCUGUACACGUCUCCAUCUCUGCCCAACAUCUCAUUGGGUCUGCCGGCGAACGCACACAUCACGGCUCCUCAGAAGCUCGGGGGUCAGUCAGAGGCCGAGCGGCAGGUGCAGAUGCAGGGGGUACGUCAGGGUGGCGUGUUGGGGAAGUUUGCCAGUGGCUCGUCCGUGUCCGUGUGUCUGGACUCGGAAUCUCCGUCAGCUCCUAACAGCCACAGCAGCCACAACUCACUACUGCAGCACGUCCUCCUGCUGGAGCAGGCACGGCAGCAGAGCGCACUGCUUGCAGUGCCCAUGUACGGCCAGUCGCCACUAGUUACGGGUGAACGGGCGUCCAACAGCAUGCGGACGGUCAGUAAACUGCCCCGGCACCGCCCUCUGGCUCGUACGCAGUCCGCUCCGUUACCACAGACCCCGCAGGCGCUGCAGCACCUCGUCAUCCAGCAGCAGCACCAACACUUCCUGGAGAAACAGAAACACUACCAGCUCAACAAGAUCCUAUCUAAAGGGGUGGAGCUUCCGCGUCAACCACCGACCCACCCCGAGGAGACGGAGGAGGAGCUUACAGAAACUGCAGAGAUGCCUGAGGACUGGGGGGAGGGCCCUGAGCGUGUGAGGGAGGGGCUAAGCAAAGACAGUUCUGGUGAGACCACGCCCCCUUCUGAGCGCUUGGUCCCGCUGAAAGGGGAGAGCACGGAAAGCGAUCUUGAGGAAGACGAGGAUGAGGAUGAAGCCAUCGAGCUGAAGGAGUGCGAUGAAGAGGGCGACCCCUACAGGCAGUUCACGGAGCAGCAGCACCUGCAGCAGUUGAACGUGUUCCAGGCAUCUUUGUCCAUCACUGGAAUGCCUCACAGACCCCUGGGAAGGGCUCAGUCGUCCCCAAUCACCUCCAGUCUUAAAGCCACGCCCAUGGCAGAAUUACCCAUCAAGCACCUCUUCACUACAGGUCUGGUGUACGACACGCUCAUGCUGAAGCACCAGUGCAUGUGCGGAAACACACACAUCCACCCCGAGCACGCCGGACGAAUCCAGAGCGUUUGGUCCAGGCUGCAGGAGACGGGCCUGCUGGGUCGUUGUGAGAGGAUCCGGGGCAGGAAAGCGACCCUGGAUGAGAUCCAGACGGUGCACUCGGAGUAUCACACACUGCUGUACGGCACGAGCCCCCUCAACCGCCAGAAACUCGACAGCAAAAAGCUCUUAGGUCCGAUCAGUCAGAAGAUGUACGCUGUCCUUCCGUGUGGAGGGAUCGGGGUGGACAGCGAUACGGUGUGGAACGAGAUGCACUCCUCGGGAGCCGUCCGCAUGGCCGUGGGCUGCGUCAUCGAGCUCGCUUUUAAGGUAGCAGCCGGAGAACUGAAGAACGGAUUCGCUGUUGUCCGUCCCCCGGGUCACCACGCAGAGGAGUCCACAGCCAUGGGUUUCUGCUUUUUCAACUCUGUAGCCGUCACAGCCAAACUGCUCCAGCAGAAACUGGGCGUGGCCAAAAUCCUCAUCGUAGACUGGGACAUUCACCAUGGCAACGGGACCCAGCAGGCUUUUUACAAUGACCCCAACGUGCUGUACAUCUCCCUGCAUCGCUACGACGACGGGAACUUCUUCCCUGGAAGCGGUGCCCCUGAAGAGGUGGGAGUGGGUCCUGGUGUGGGCUUUAAUGUGAACAUAGCGUGGACGGGUGGAGUCGAACCUCCUAUGGGUGAUGUGGAGUAUCUAACAGCCUUCAGGACGGUGGUGAUGCCCAUCGCUAACGAGUUCUCCCCGGAUGUGGUGCUGGUGUCGGCCGGGUUCGACGCCGUUGAGGGUCACCAGUCUCCGCUCGGAGGCUACAACGUCACCGCCAAAUGUUUUGGUCACCUGACCAAGCAGUUGAUGAAGCUGGCAGGCGGCCGCGUGGUCCUAGUGCUGGAGGGGGGUCACGACCUCACAGCCAUCUGUGACGCCUCCGAGUCGUGUGUCGCCGCGCUGCUUGGAGAUGAGCUGGACCCGCUGCCUCAGUCUGUGCUUCAGCAGAAACCGUGUCCAAAAGCAUCAGCGUCUCUCGAGAGAAUCAUUGAGAUCCAGAGUAAACACUGGUCCUCAGUAGAAAGAUUCGCUCCCACGGUGUCUCAGUCUCUGCAGGACGCUCAGCGGCGGGAGAAGGACGAAGCAGACACAGUGACGGCCAUGGCGUCUCUGACCGUGGACACGGAGCACACGGUGUCCUCCUCACAGAGCAGCAGGGCUGCUGAGGAGCCGAUGGAGGAGGAGCCCGUGCUGUAGGAGGGGAAGAAGAACCGUCCAGCACGACGCAAUAGCGUCCACUUCCUGCUCGGCAGCGACACUCACCCUUGAGUCACUCGUCCUUUCCUUCCACGCAGCUCUUUGAUCGGUUCCUUCACUCGUUCUUCAGGUGCUCGAUGGACGUACGCAGAACCUCUGCUCCACUCCCGUGUGAGGAGGAGGAGAAGGAGGAAGACGAGGAGGACGAGGACCCUCUGGGCCACCAAUAGGCACGUCCGGAAGGAGGACACGCCUUUUUUUUUGUAAGAAAAAAUGAAUAAACUUUGAUUUUCUCGCUCCUUUGAUGGACCAUGUGCAGAGAGAGACAACGCUGGGAUGUUGUCAGGUGGCUGGAGGUUCCUGUAUGAGACGCAACACAAUUUCAGAGCAGACGCUCGAACGUGGAGGAGCUCCAAGGUCUUUAAAGGUGUUAACACUGAAGAUCUUUACGUACAAUUUCAAAAGCACACCGACGUGUAUGAAUAUGACACAUGUACAGGUAUAUGUGUGUGUGUGUGUGUGUGUGUGUGUGUGUGUGUGUGUGUGUGAGAGAGAGUGUGGUUUGUAUAUGUCCGUUUGUGGAGGUGGAACCCAUGACUUUAUUCGGCGCUCAAGGACGUUGGGAUGAUUGUUGUUUAUUGUUUGGAGGAAGAGGAGUCACAUAACAAUACACACACACACACACACACACACACACACACACAUACAUACAUACAUACAUACAUACACACACAUAUACACAAACAUACACUUACACAGACAUACACAUCGCUUCAUGCACAAGAACACUCAAGAAGAAAGCACACUGAAUCACUGAGUCAUUAACUCACUGACUUGACUGACUCACUGAGUCAUUAACUUACUGACUGACUUACUGAGUCAUUAACUUACUGUCUGUCUCACUGACUGAUCCACUGUCUCACUGAAUGUUCAACUGACUGAAGGACUGACUUUCUCACCAACUUUCUUAAAGGCUGUCCUACUGACUAUUGCUGAUUUUCUCACUGACUCACUCACUGAGUUAUUAACUCCCUGACUCACUGACUGACUCACAUACUGACUCACUGACUGAUUGACUCACUGACUCUCUCACUAAGUCACUUACUGACACAAUCACUGACUCUCUGACUGACUUUUUCAGCAUCUGUCCCACUGACUGCCUCAUUGACUCAAUCACUGAUUUAAUUACUGUCUCACUGACUGAAACAUGUGGAUGGUUUUUGUAUUUGUUAACGGAACGUGGGCCAACUCAGUGCCUUUUAUACUACAGUUAAUGUUACACACACACACACACACACACACACACACACACCUAAUGCAUCAGAUGUCCACAUUAACACACUUCUCAUGUUCAGAGUUCACUCUCUGCCUUAAUCGGGUCAGGCGCCGAUUUCAGCCAUGUUUCUUUGGACUCCUCUCCUCCUGUGCGUUCGAUCGGGGGUCAAAGGUCAAGACCUUAAGCCUUCUCACUACGGUUGCAUCACCCAGAAGCGCCGCGACGCUUCUGUCUCCGACGGCGACGACGAUGACGAAUGAUGAUUACGAUUACGAAGACCAACUCCUGUUGCUUUUGUCCUUUUCCGAUCACUAUUUAGUUUUUUUUUGUCCCUUGUACAUAAAACACGCGCGACUUUAAAAAAACAAACAUUCUUUUUGUUUAUCUUUUUUUUUUUUCCAUUCUAAAAACUUGCGUGUCUGUGGUCACUUUUAUAUGGAGACGUUACUCUUUUUAUAUGAAAAUCUAACACACACACACACACACACACACACACACACACACACACACACACAGCUAUCAGUGUUAAUCUGCUCAGUCAAUUUAAACUAUUCUUUAUGGAUUAAAGUGUGUAAUGUGGAAUUUCUUAUAUCUCUAUACAUACAUUCAUACACACGUGUGUGUGUGUGUGUGUGUGUGUGUGUGUGUGUGUGUGUGUGUGUGUGUGUGUGUGGUGUAUGUUCUGUUAUGUCACUGCGCGAUGAAUGUGGCAUCAGGGUUUUAAAGGCAGGUAUGAUAUUUACAUUUUUUUUUUUUUGUUUGCAUUUUUUUCCGUUGUUUUUCACACACAACAAAACACAACAACUGCAGCCUUUGUUUUUUUUUUUUUAAUGCACGCAAUAAGGUAAGACACCACUGAGACACUAAAACACUCAGACGUUUCGAAUCACAGAGCAUUUAUUUCCGAUAAAUUUUAUUUUCAUAACGGUUCGUUGUUGUUUAUGUGUUUAUAAAAGCAGGCGACGUUUAUUCUUAUUUUUCUCUUAUAAUACACCCGAAAGGCCACAUUUGGGCAUUUCCAUUUUCGUGAUUUAUUAACGUUCAAUUCGUUAUGUCAUGGUCUUAUUUUUUUUUUUUUUUUUUUUAUCUUGAGUCUACUACCGCUAAUCUUCCAAGUGGGCGGGGCUUCACCCGGCACGUUUCUUUUACAACACUAAUAAUACAUAAAGAAAAACCUAUAAACUCUGUAUACGCUCGAAGGAAAAAAAACAUGCAUUCUUCAAAACGUUCUUCAGGUUUCCUCUCUUUUACCACCUGACAUAAGAGUUCCACAUGAUGCUUUAGGAACUUUUAGGAACCCUUAUACAGAGAUAUAGAACCGUAUACAAGGAAGCUUUUGAAGAAUCUUUUUUUGUUGUUUUUUUUUCCUCUUAUAGUGUACACGUUGCCCCGUCUGAAUUUUUUUGGGGGACGACUUUGCAUUUCUGUAAAAUGUUUUCGACCGAGUUCUUUCCAAAAAAAAAAAAAAAAAAAGAGACAGCACUGUGAAUUAACUCGAGCAUUAAAGCAUAAAAAUAAAUAAAAAAUACGAAUUUUAUUAUAUA